Messenger RNA from Silurus meridionalis, 2768 nucleotides. It is a transcript of the gene ankra2, whose product is annotated as ankyrin repeat, family A (RFXANK-like), 2. The transcript is spliced from 9 exons. The record is from RefSeq and is a predicted model, not a curated record. Gene Ontology annotation, biological process: regulation of gene expression. Lineage: Eukaryota; Metazoa; Chordata; Actinopteri; Siluriformes; Siluridae. Bases 374 to 1282 code for a protein of 302 amino acids. Gene Ontology annotation, molecular function: protein binding. Gene Ontology annotation, cellular component: nucleus.
UCCUCUGGCGUAUAGCACGCAUGCGCGGUGCGGAUUAAACUCCCUACCUAGCUCUAUGUAAAGCGUUAGAAAUGGUUAUAAACCCUCAGUGUUUGGCAUUAGUAUGUUUAGUCGAACAUUAAAUUAUAUAUAGAUAUAUAUAUAUACACAGAUAUAUAUAUAUAUUCACCUUUAAAAAAAAGGUUUAAAACGAAAAUAGUUAAGGCUAAACCAUGUAACUGGCUAUUUAGCUUAGCAGCAGAGAUCCAGCUAUGCCCAAGAAAACAGAACUGAACACUGUCAUCUGAUUCGACUGGUUUCUUGUUUGGAGCUUCUUGAGAUUAUAAAAAGUGUUUCUUGAAAGGAAAUCUUGCUGAGAAUGAAUUAGGACCACAUGGCAUCAGAGGAAAUGGAGGGCAUGUGCCCUCUGCCAGACAUGACUACCAUUAAAGUGGAACCUGCUGUCACUAUUGGCACAGCGGAGGACGGCGGCUCGCAGAAUGUGGCCAUGGGCCCCAAAUUCAUCCUGCCCAACCGCUUUGACAUGAACGUGUGCUCACGCUUUGUGAAAUCUCUGAACGAGGAAGAGAGCAAGAACAUCCAAGACCAGGUGAACUCUGACCUGGAGGUAGCCUCAGUCUUGUUUAAAGCGGAAUGCAACAUUCAGACCUCUCCAUCUCCUGGGAUCCAGGUCAGACACGUAUACACACCUUCCACCACCAAGCACUUCUCUCCGAUCAAGCAGUCUACCACUCUUACCAAUAAGCACCGUGGCAACGAGGUCUCCUCCACUCCGCUGCUUGUCCACUCUCUGUCCAUUCACCAGCUUGCAGCUCAAGGAGAAAUGAUAUACUUAGCGAGUCGAAUAGAACAAGAGGCAGCAAUAAACCUCCAGGAUGAAGAGGGUUUUACACCACUAAUGUGGGCUGCAGCUCAUGGUCAGAUUGCUGUGGUGGAGUUUCUACUCCAGACUGGUGCUGACCCCCACAUUCUGGCUAAAGGAAGAGAAAGCGCAUUAUCCUUGGCCUGCAGUAAAGGCUACACAGACAUCGUCAGAAUGCUCAUUGAAUGUGGCGUAAAUGUCAAUGAAUACGACUGGAAUGGAGGAGCUCCUAUACUCUAUGCGGUUCACGGGAACCAUGUCCGCUGUGUGGAAAUACUCCUGGAGAACGGAGCUGACCCAACCAUGGAGUCCGACUCGGGUUUUAACGCGAUGGACAUGGCAGUCGCAAUGGGCCAUAGACAUGUUCAGCAGGUGAUGGAAGCACAUCUCCUCAGGCUGCUGCAGGGAAUCAAAGAGUGACACCAACUAGUGAAGAAAAACCCAGAGGUGCAAAAAGGACACGUAUUGAAGACUAUAUUAUUACUGUGGAAGUCUUUUAGAGAAAACCGACAAAAGUUGUGCAUGUUUACAUUAGUUUGAAAUGACAGAAGCUAAUUUGAAUCUUCCAUUUAUCCUUUUUUUUUUUUUUUUUAAACCAUUGUGGUGUGAACUUGUGUACUGUGGAUAUUUAUUUAGUGAUGUGUAAAAUUGUAGUGUGUGCACCUGUUCAAGGUUUUUCUAUGAAAUAACUGUUCGUAAAUAAAGUUCAACAGGCAAAACAAUAGAAUGCACUUGAUCUUUAUGGAAAUCCCACACUGAAUAUUCCACAAUUAAGUUAGAGAGACAAGAGUCUUUUACUUGUCACAUGUACAUUACAGCACAGUGAAACGCUUUCUUCGCCUAUCCCAGUGGGGUUAGGAAGCUGGGGUCCGGGUACAGAGGUUUAAGGGCUUGCUCAGGGGCUCAUCAGGGGCAGCUUGGCAAUUCUAGUGUUUGAACCCCCAAACCUUCAAUCAGUAAACCAGACCCCAAAACCACUGGGCGACCACUAGCACUGUGGAGCAUACAGAGUAUUAAAGUAAAAUUUGCCAAGGAGUUUUCUACAGAGCCUGAACACCUUUGGGAUGGACAACAGGAUCGAAGCUAAGACUGAUCACCCACCAUCACUACCGGACCUUUCUAAUGCUUUUGUAGGUGCAUGAGCACACAUCCUGAUCCAAAUCACAUUCUAUUUAAUCUAGCCUAAAGCCUCUCCAGAAGCGUGGUGAUUAUGGAUGCAAUGGUCAGGUGCCCACAAUCUAGAUCUAUUUGUUGGUGUUGGGCAACAGUCAUCUUUGCUUUGCAUUGAACCUAAAUAAAUCAAUAAUUUACAGUGUGAAUGAGAUUGUGUGAACUUUUUCUAAAAAUAGUUUUAAAUGUAGUACUCAAGCGUAAUUCAAUUCAACCUGGCUUUACCCUGUGCUAUUUUUACCCACAUUUAUAAAGAGACCGUGUUGAUGCUUUAUUACUUGGCUACGUUCUGGAUUUGGAUAAGAUUUGGUUCGGAUCAUCUUAUGUAGUGUGUAUACAAAAAAACCCUCAAAUUUGUAUGUAAUUUGUAUUUAACUGUAAUUUAACCAAAUUUUUUUUUUUUUUUACACUGGAAGGAAAAACUCACAAAGCAAACUAAAGCUGCUCAUUUAGUUACAAUGGACCAUAAAUAUUUACUCAGAAGCUACACAGGAAAAUGUUUUAUUUUUUCAGAAAACUAAUGUUAAGGGGAAAAAAAGAUGACAGGACAGCAAAGUAUUUAUUAAGCUCAUCAAUAGCAAAUGUUUAUUUCCAGAUGUGGGUUUCAGCUAGAUUGCAAAGGAGAGUCUCAGUAACGAAGAGAUGGGCAGGGUGCUCUGGGAUUCGCACACACUCACCAUGACACUUCUCACACACUCAGCCUAGGCACAGGGGGAACACAGCAGUGCAUGAGAGA